Molecule: messenger RNA, 969 nt
Organism: Penicillium alfredii
Lineage: Eukaryota; Fungi; Ascomycota; Eurotiomycetes; Eurotiales; Aspergillaceae
Exons: 5
Coding region: 1-969 (322 amino acids)
Molecular function (GO): copper ion binding; oxidoreductase activity
Source: RefSeq, a predicted model, not a curated record
AUGGCAUUUUUGAUGUUGUGGAUACAGUUGCUCCUGAGGAGCAUUAUCGGUCCUGCCGCGGUCAGCUCCUGCAAGAACACUCCGACAUAUACUGGCUAUCUGUACAGAACCGCACCCUUGCCCCAGGUGGCUAUGAGCGACAGAUGCUUGUUUUCAAAUGGCAGCUAUCCGGGACCUACGCUCGAGGUGGACUGGGGUGAUACGCUGGUUGUGCAUGUCACCAAGGAGUUGCAGUACAAUGACAUCUCGGUUCACUGGCACUGCAUCACACAGCUCGGUUCCAGUCAAUACGACGGAACCUUCGGAGUCAGCCAAUGUUUGAUUGCCCCUGGCGAAGCAUUCACAUAUAAGUUUCGUACCACACAAUACGGAACUGCAUGGUACCGCUCCCAUUUCAGCCUUCAAAUGGCCGACGCGACGGCCGACUACGAUAUUGAUUUAGGGCUUGUCUUCAUCACGGACUGGUUUCAUAAGAGCGCAUUUAAGCCGGUCUCAACGGGAUCUCCCAAAACGGUCUUAUCAACGGGACCAACACCUUCUCAUGCUUGGGAGAAGACCCAGCCUGCACGGGGAAUGGGCGCCGCUCUGAAGCGGUGUUCCAAAAGGGCAAAAAAAAAAUACCGCAUUCACUUGAUCGAUUCCGGGAUCGACGGCUGGAUGAAGUUGUCUAUUGAUGGCCACAAGCUUACUGUGAUUGCUACCGAUCUCGUUCCCAUCGUGCCCUACGAGACCGAGAGUGUUCUUAUCACCUGGGGUCAGCGAUACGACAUUGUUGUCGAGGCGAACCAAGACUCUGGUAACUACUGGAUGCGUGCGGUAUAUCAGACUCCGUGUAACGGGUUGAAAGCUGAACAUAACGAUAUCCGCGGCAUCAUCCGGUAUGAGCAGACGUUGAAUAUGUCGUUCACCUAUAAAAGUGGACAUGUCUACCAGUGGACGGUCAACACUAAACCGCUGAAUAUUGACUGA